This is a messenger RNA of Closterium sp. Naga37s-1, 2922 nucleotides long. The record is from the annotation of a GenBank genome assembly. Lineage: Eukaryota; Viridiplantae; Streptophyta; Zygnematophyceae; Desmidiales; Closteriaceae.
AUGUCUGCGAAGCCGCCAAGUGCCGCUGCUGCAGCCGCCGCCGCCGCUGCUGCUGCAGCGCUUGGCGCGGGCGCGUCAGUGGAAGGCCUCCCCACGUCCCCCGCCGGAUACCCCCCAGCUGCUCCCGCCACGUCUCCCGCUGCAAAAACCAAAACACCUCCACCACCACCACCACCACCACCACCACUAGCAGCAACACCAGCAACAGCAGCAGCAGCACCCGCAGCAGCAGCAGCAGCAGGGAAAAAAUCUGGCGGUGGGGGUGCAGCAGUAGCAGGAACCGGCGGUGGUGGUUCCCCUCCAUCGGCUUCCGCCCCUGCUGCCACGUCUCCUGCUGCCGCAGCCACAGAGCCCAUGGCCGUUACGGACCCUUCCCCUGCUGCAACCCCUGCGCCCACUGCUAGCGCUGGUGGUGGUGGUGGUGCUGCUGCUGCUGCUGCUGCUGCUGCUGCUUCUGCUGCUGCUGGUGUUGGUGCUGCGGCCAGUGCUCCUACCGGUGCCACGGCCGUGCUAUCUCCAUCCACGUCAGCGUGCACGAAGCCUGCCACGUCAUCAUCGCUGUCAUCCGCACAGCAGGCGCCGUCUGAGGGGAGGAAGAUAUCCUGCGAGGACAUUCAGCUGGUGCAGAACCUGAUCGAGCGGUGCUUGCAGCUGUACAUGAGUGAGAGGGAGGUGGUGUCAACGUUGCAGUUCCAGGCCAAGAUUGAACCCGGCUUCACCAAACUCGUGUGGCAGAAGCUAGAAGAACAGAAUCCGGACUUCUUCCGUUCGUACCACAUGCGCCUGCGACUCAAGGACCAGAUCCACCAGUUCAACUCCCUGCUUGAACAGCACGCCCACGCCUUCUACCCCACACCCUUCACCCACCCCGCCCUUGCCCACCCGCUUGAUUGUCACAUCCCCCCUUUCCCCCAUUCUCCCAUCCGCCCUUCCCCCCAACAUGCAUGUCGCAGCUCCCCCUUUCAUGGACCCUCGAUAAAAAACCUCCCCCCCUCUUUCCCCCGUUUCCCACCCCCCCAAUCAGUGCACGGCGCAGCGCCCCCUUUCAUGCACCCUCACGCAGCCGCCGCCGUCGCAGCAGCAGCAGGGCACCACCCCCACCACCCCCCCCACAUGCUCCACCACCCCUACUCCAUGCUUCCCCCGGGCCAGCAUCCCCCCCACAUGGCCCCCCACGUCCCCCCAGGCGCGCCCAUGCCUCCCCCCAUGAUGCCCGGCAUGCUUCCCCCGCACAUGCUCCCCUUUGGCCCGCACCCCCACCCCCACGCUCACCCCCACCCGCACGCCCACCCCCACUCUCACCCUGCUUCUGGUGCCGCUGGUGGUGGUGGCAGUGGUGGCGGUGGUGGCGGUGGUGGUGGUGGUGGGGGGAAUGGUGGUGGGGGAGGGAGUGAGAUGGCGGUGAUAGGGGUUCCGUCCUCUGCUAAUGCUCAUGCUGCGGCCAUGCAAGCCCACGCACAUGGGAUGGCCCAUGCCCAUGCCCAUGCCCAUGCCCAUGCCAUGACCCACAUGGCCCAUGCUUCAAAUACCUUCGCUGCUGCUGGUGCUGCAGCAGGGAGGUUUGAUGCAAAGGGGGAGAUGGGGGCAGCAGGGGGGGCGGGGGCUGCAAGGGCAGAGGGCGGGGAGAUGGGGGCUCUAGGCGCGGAUGGUGCAGGCGCGGGGGGAGGAGAGGCUGUGGAGAUGGGGGGAUUUGCGGAAGGAGGGGUGGGGAUGGGGGGAGAGGAUGGAAUGGGGGACAUGGGGGGCAUGGGGGGAAUGGGGGGAAUGGGGGGCAUGGGGGGGACGGGGGGAAUGGGCAUGGGGGGGAUGCUGAAGCUAGAGCCAGUGGAGGGUAUGGAAGGGGAGGAUGGGGAGAAUCUGGAUCUAGACGUGGGCAUGGAGGAGGGGGGUGGGGAGGAGGCGUUGGGAGCAGGGGCAGGAGGAGGAGGGGGAGGAGGAGAGGGAGGGGGCGGAGGAGAAGAGGGGGCAGGAAGGGCGGGGGCGAGUGAGGAUGAUGAUGACAUGGCAGGGGUGGGCGGCGCUGCUGAGCUGGACAGCGACGGGAGUGACAUGGCAUUUCCGUUUGGUUCGGUUGAUCUGUCAGGGAUAGGCAUGGGCAUGGGUAUGGGCAUGGGCAUGGGCAUGGGCAUGGGGCUGACGGCUUUAGAUGUAGGGCCAUUCUCGUCCUCUCUCGCUCUCACUUCGACCAAUCACGAGGCGGCGUUUGGGUCUCGGGGAGAGGGGGAUGGGGAUGGUGGAGGGGAGGCAGGACACAACCAAGGAUCACAUCACCACCCCCAUCACCACCCCCAUCACCACCCCCAUCCACAUCAUCCCCAUCAGCAGGAGCAUCAGCACCCCCACGAGCAUCAUGCUAGCAUGGACACAGACCGAUCUCACAGCCAUCACCACCAUAGCCAUAGUAGCCACGGGCAGCAGCAGCAGCAUCAGCAUCAUCAGCAGCACUCAACAGAUGGCCAUGGCCAUGGGCAUGGGGAUUUAAUCGCAGCCACUGAUCGCCUUGACCCCACCAACCACAACGGCCAUGGCCCGUCAAGCAGAGGGGCAGGGGUGCAUGGGACAGGCACAGGGGCACAGGAUAGUCCAGGCAUGCAUGACAGCACAGGCGCACACCAACCCUCUGCUGCUCUUCCCAGGGAAGUCGCCCUGGGGUUGCUGGGGCACCUUCCAAGAAACUUCAGCCUCUCUGACUUGACUGCAGACUUCCCCGGUCCUCAAAGUGAAGGCGGCCACAUGCUGGGGCUGCUGCCGGGCUCUCCACCUUUCAUGAAUGCCGACGAUGCUGACAUGCCAAUCAGCCCCACCUAUGCUUUCCCAUGCCUCCACUCUUCCCCUCCUGCCCCUCCUUCCCUUCCUGCCCGCCCUCUUCUCCCCCAGGCGGCCACAUGCUGGGGCUGCUGCCGGGCUCUCCACCUUUCAUGA